Molecule: messenger RNA, 1728 nt
Organism: Exophiala viscosa
Lineage: Eukaryota; Fungi; Ascomycota; Eurotiomycetes; Chaetothyriales; Herpotrichiellaceae
Product: HotDog domain-containing protein
Exons: 3
Coding region: 273-1280 (335 amino acids)
Source: RefSeq, a predicted model, not a curated record
GCAUAUUGUAUCUCAUAAGUUAUGCACCCGAAAGGACUCCGUGAGGCUGAGCCGAGGCACAAAUAUCUUGUCAGCCUAAAAGUCUGCAUUCCCAACUGAAACCUCCCAAAAAUUGCCAUUAUUGAUGAAGCCGUCGUGUUCCUGUCGUAUCUUGCCCCAUAAUUUUAGCACCUUUUUUGCGAUUGCGCUGCAUCAUACCUCGUCGAUUGACAUCGCCUUCUGAUACCGUCCGGCGCGGCCGUGGGCCGCUAUUAUUUCUCCAUCUGCAGGCCAUGGCUCAAGGUCGGUCAACAAUAAAUACUCUCCUGUUUUCCUCUCGGCCAGCAAGCCUGCUCAAUCGGAGACCGAUCGCUGCUCUGGCUACACCACCUUCCUUCAACCCUGUCCCGUACACACUCUUUCAGCGGUCCACGACGCAGUCUGUGCGUAGCUUUUGGUCCUCAACGGUGCCAGCGGCCACUGUGCGAAAAGGAUCUCGUCUGUUGAGAUAUACAAGAGGCGCACGAGACAACUCCUACUCUACAGUCGUCGUCCAUAGCAAAGGACAAGCCCGCGUUAGGCGUACAAUCAGUUUUCUGACGAUCAGCACACUCUCGUUUGUUAUCGGAGGAUAUCUCGCACUCAGCUACGCUCCACCUAUUCUCGUCUCUUUCGCCAUGGGGUCCAUGCCUACGGACGUCGAAACGCUCACAGCGUAUGAGCCACCGGACGAGUUCUCGCGCGAGGUGGAUGAACAUAUCAAGAACUGUGCUCUGGCGCAGUCGUUAAGAGCGGAUCCUGAUUUCAUUGAGUCGCGGCCGCAUAUGAAGAUACCGGCGGAGGUUCGGCAACACAAUUUGACGGCAGGCACGUUGGCUGGGCCGGGUAUGAUCGUUGUGCCGCCAUAUCACUUCAACGAGAAGGACGGCAAGUCCAUGGUGCAGAUUUUCUACGUUGGUCCGGACUGCUCCGGACAUCCUGGGAUUGUCCACGGCGGGUUCCUGGCCACUAUUCUCGACGAGGGACUCGCGCGCUGCGCGUUUCCUGCCAUGCCGAAUAAGGUCGGCGUGACGGCAAACUUGCAGAUCAAUUAUCAGAAGCCGACUAUGGCCGGUCAGUUCCUAGUGCUCAGGGCCAAAACGACAAAGGUGGAGGGCAGGAAGGCCUGGGCGGAGGGUACGAUAGAGUCACUUGAGGUGGCAGACGGUGAAGAGCCUGACGUGUUGGUUAAGGCUACUGCUUUGUUCAUCGAACCUAAGCAUGCUAAUAUCUUGAAGUCGCUUUACAGAGUGGCUACGUGAGGCCUAUCAAGGUUCCUCGACAUAUCUCGCAUUGUUUGCUUUUCUCCAAGAGCUAGCAUCAGGGGACAUUUCCGAUAGACUAAAUGGCGUGAGUCGAUAGAGACUUUUCUAAGGCAUCAAAAGGGACAGCUUUUAAGAUCGCUUUGGUUCGUGCGGAUCCUCCAGAAGCGAGGAGCAAUCCAUUGAAUUUGGAUAGAGCUCGACGAGUGCUAUCUAUCCCGAUUCCUUCCUCAACUUGACCUACAGUGCACUGCCACCUCAUCGCUGCUUCUUGACAUUCAGUGACAAUCACUACCACAGUUGAUGUGCACCUACACAUCCUUUUGGAUGACUGCUACAAAACAUGAAAGGGCAACAAGUCUGGAAAUGAGGGCCUUGGGACCGUGAAAAACCAAAGGACUGACACUCAAGUAAUAAAUUCACUUUGAUAUAUUUCUGUGGUAAGUCU